Messenger RNA from Cuculus canorus (common cuckoo), 2104 nucleotides. RefSeq names its product V-set domain containing T cell activation inhibitor 1 (gene VTCN1). The transcript is spliced from 5 exons. The coding region runs from base 1216 to 2082 and encodes 288 amino acids. The record is from RefSeq and is a predicted model, not a curated record. NCBI's taxonomy places the organism in Eukaryota, Metazoa, Chordata, Aves, Cuculiformes, Cuculidae.
CAGGCACACAUUAAUGUCAGGAAGAGCAGUGUGGCUGUAUGGACACCGACAGGCUCUCGUGCAGAAGGCUGCCUGAUGUGUUGGGAAAGGGUGUGCUGCAAGUCCAAGAAUGCAGUUGAAGCACAGUGGUUAUUUUUGUGUGUGUGGGAGGACCAUGACAUCUCGCAGCCUGGGCCUGCCUGGGGAGGGACCUGAGAUGGGAAGAGGCAGCUUAGGAGUUAUUGUAGACAAAAGAACAAAACAAGCCCUGGACUGGCAGCCCUGGAUGCUAGUGUGGUGGCUGUGGCCAGCGCCUGUGCCUCCUGCAGUGUUGGCUUCCUCCAUACACCUGCUAGGCUUGGGGAAAGUCUGAGACCUUACCUGGAGUACUGGGUCCAACUCUGGAGAUCUCAGCACAAGGACAUGGAACUGUUGGAGCAGGACCAGGGCUGCCAUGAAAAUGAACUGAGGGCUAGAGCACCUCCCAUACAAAGACGGGCUGAGAGAGUUGGGGUUGUUCAGUCUGGAGAAGAGAAGGCUCCGAGAAGAUCUUAUAGCAGCCUCCAGUAGUUCAAGGGGGCUUCAGAAAAGCUGGGGGCAGACUUUUUAACAGGGCCUGUUAUGACCAGGACAAGGAAUAAUAGUUUUAAACUAAGGGAGGGUAGAUUUAAACUGGAGAUAAGAAAUUUUUACAAGAGGGUAGUGAUAACACUGGCACAGUUUGCCUAGUGAAGUAGUGGAGGCCCCAGCCCUGGAAACAUUCAAGGUCAGGUUGGGUGGGGCUCUGAGCAACCGGGCCUGGUUAAAGAUGUCCUUGCUCAUGUAGGGGGAUUAGACUAGAUGACCUGUAAAGGUUCAUUCCAACCUAAAGCAUUCUACGAUUCUAUGAUUAAGUCCCCUGUGAGGACCUCCUGUGGCUCUCUGGGCUUCUCCUCCAGCAGUCCUGAGCUGUGCUGAGCCCAGAAAGCUUGUCAAACCAUCAGGCAUGGCGUAUGAGCUGCUUGCCCAAGGGUGUACCUGUGGGUUUUUGUGGGGAGCUGCUUCAGGGCUUGUUCCAGUGGGGAACUGAGGUCGCUGCCACAACCCCCAGUCCGUGUGACAAUGCACCCAGGAGCACACGUGACAGGUCGACUGACUGUGCUGUGAGCCUGCACCAGACCAUGCUUAUGGGUCUGUCUGAGAUGGAGCUGUGCUGCAGAUGGGUUGGACUCAGCAAGGCUCAAGCUGUACUGCUCCAUGCUGUGCUGCCUGUUGCCUCCUCUGCUGGGCCGCUCUGCCUAUAUUGCUUGCAUGACUAUGGUCAUUAUUAUCCUGGCUGUGGCAAUUGCCCUGAUCAUCGGGUUUGGUGUCUCAGGAAAACGUUCCAUUAGCGUGACUACACUGACAUCUCCAGGGAACAUUGGCCAGCGUGGUGUCCUAGGCUGUACUUUUGAGCCUGACAUCCGGAUGGGCAACAUAGAGAUCCGUUGGGCCAAGGCAGGAAUAGCUGGGCUGGUUCAUGAGUUUAAAGGUGGGAAGGACCACUUGCAAGAGCAAGAUGCAUCAUUUCAGGGCCGCACGGCGGUGUUUGCAGACCAGGUGAUCAGCGGCAAUGCUUCUCUGGAGUUAAAGGACGUGCAGCUCUCCGACGCUGGCACCUACUGGUGCUCUGUCACCACGGCCAGAGGGAGCGGAGCGGCAGUGCUACAGUACAGGACAGGAGCAUUCACCAUCCCCAAGGUCCACGUGGAGAAUCACAGCAGCAGGGACACGCUGCAGUGCGAAGCACCACGUUGGUUCCCUCGACCCUCUGUGCACUGGAUGGCUUGCAGCGACUCUGGGGAGUACCUACCUCACGUUGCAAACACCAGCUAUGAACUGAAUGCCGAAAACAUCACUCUGAAAGUGGUUUCCUUCCUGCACAACAUUACUGCUAAUGCCACCUACACUUGCGUGAUUGAAAACAACAUUGCCAAGGCUACAGGCAACAUCAAAGUGACAGAUUUCAGCAUUACAAGAGGGACAAACCUACAGCUAAUGAACCCAAAUGCAGAGACAGCGUCCUCCUCCCUUCCAUCCUUUCCCUGGAUGCUUCUGCUUCUCCUCUGUCUUCUAUCAAUAUAAAGCCCCAUAACAGCUGGAAACU